AUGACUCAUUAAUUAUCCAACAUAGAAAAAAUAAAAUAGUAACUUCAUCUUUAACAUUAAGUUAAAGAGAUACUGGCAAAAGAAUAUGUUGAUCUGCAAGACAAGGAGCAUUUUCAAGUUAUUGUUGGUGUUUUGGAGAAACCAAAAAAGUUAAGAAAUGCCAACGAUUUAUAAUUAUUAGCCAUGGCAUUCUCCUCAAUUAAAUAUUUUUAAGAGAUGAGCAAGACAACCAGUUAAGAUGAAAUGCUAAAUUUAUUUAGAGAAUUACAAUACAUUGAAGUGCCUGCCAGAAGAACUUUAUUUCGUUUGGGAGAUAUAGGAAAGAACUUCUAUAUAAUUUUGAGUGGCUCAGUUUGGGUCUUAGUUGCUAGAUCAGGUUUAUAGAGUGGUACAUUCACCAAAAAAGAUGAGAACAACAAAGACAAGAUCGAAAUAGACGAAGGAACCUUCUAAGAUGAAUUCGAAUUCAUUGAAUUAGAUGACGAAACCAUGUUAACUUAGAAAUAUCCAACUCUAAUGAAAGUAGGCUAAAUAGCAGCAGGUGGCUCUUUUGGUGAAAUAGCUCUUACUAAUUUUAUCCCAAGACAAGCUACUAUUGUUUGCAAAGAGAAUUCACAAUUCAUAACAUUGUCAAGAGAAGCUUUUAACAAAUUUCUAUCUGAAUAUUACAAUCGAAUCCAGCAAAAGAAUUUUGAGUUUCUCAAAUCAAUUCAGAUAUUCAAGGCUUGGAAUGAUGCAGAAUUAAGUUAAAUGUAAUAUCAUCUUCAGCCUUUGGAAUAUUGUUAUGAUACGUUGAUAUAUAAGGAAGGAGAAAUAGUGAAAGGUGUUUAUUUUGUUUUGGAGGGAAUGCAAAAAACGAAUAUCAUUUUGAUUAACAAUAUAGUAGAAAAUUGCAGAGAUCUUAUAGUAAUGUAUGCUUUUUCUAUUCAAGGUCAAAAGAAUAUUUAAUUAAAAUUAAACCGAUGUGGAUAUGGAUAAUUAUUCGGAUAUUUAGAAAUAGUGGCUAAUUAAGAAUUUCGAUUAUCAAAAGCUGUGUGUUUAACUGAAAAAUCUAAAAUGCUAUUUUUGCCUGCAGAUAGAUUUAAAUUGUAUUGUUGUAGUGGUUAAACUUUAUCAGAGUUGAAUAAAAUGAUUGAUAAGUUAGAUGAAAACAAGAGAAUCUCAAAGGAAAUAUUCUUAGGUAAUUCAUAUCAACAUUCAGGUGGGUUUGAUUUCUUGACUCAAUCACCAAACUAUUUGAUUAAAACAUAGGAUGAAGAAGAUAAAUUUACAUAAAUCAAUUAAUCUUAAUAAAAUCAUUAAACAUCUCAUAAAAAGAAACACCCUUAAAAAAAUACAGAAGGGAAAUCUCAAAAAGUUGUUUAAGAAAUGUUAGGAAAGAUUUAGCAUUAACCUUCUAAUAUUUAAAAUUAUUAUGAAUUUAUUUCUUCUCAUUCAAAGGAAAGGAAACUAGAACUCACUUUUGAAUGUCCUCUUAUUGAGAUUCAAUAGAGCAGAAAAACAAAGAUUUUAUAAUAAUAAUUAUAACACUAAUAAUCAAUUCAACAUUCAAAAACACCAAGUUAAAAUCUUGAUUCUAGAGUAUGUUUGAUUUAGAGUUUGAAACUCCCUAAAUUAUUUAAAAAAAAAAAGAAUAACGAAGAUGUCCAAUUAUAAGUUUAUAAAUUUGUUCGAUAGUAAAAUUAAAGUGUUUAGCUUUAUUGA
Paramecium tetraurelia is the source of this 1704-nucleotide messenger RNA. RefSeq lists its product as uncharacterized. The record is from RefSeq and is a predicted model, not a curated record. NCBI's taxonomy places the organism in Eukaryota, Ciliophora, Oligohymenophorea, Peniculida, Parameciidae. The transcript is spliced from 9 exons.